CUCUAAUCCAAGCUUCAUAAAUAAACAAAAUUUCUAUAUUAUUUUUUCUUUUUCUUUUUUCAUGUCUGUUUUGGAUUUUUCUAUGAUAAGCCUCAUGAAAGUUGCCUGCUUUCAUUACCUGAUGAUCAUCAAUUUCUCUUCACAAAGGUAAAAAAAAUAACAAACUUUCUUGGAGAAAAAAAAAUACAAUCUUUUUCUUUAUUUCUCAAAAAAUUGACAUGGAAAACAAUUAUGGAGCUGUGAGAAGAGGUGGUGAUCCAAUCGAGCUACCGCCCGGUUUUCGAUUCCACCCGACCGACGAAGAGCUCAUCACUCAUUACUUGUCGAAGAAAGUUUUGGAUUCCGAUUUUGCCCCUAUAGCCAUUGGAGAUGUUGAUAUGAACAAAGUUGAGCCUUGGGAAUUACCAUGGAGAGCAAAAUUGGGGGAAAAAGAGUGGUACUUUUUCUGUGUUAGGGAUAAGAAAUACCCAACAGGAUUGAGGACAAAUAGAGCAACAGCAAGUGGCUACUGGAAAGCCACUGGGAAGGACAAGGAGAUUUUUAGAGGAAAAAAAUUGGUGGGCAUGAAAAAAACACUGGUUUUCUACAUGGGAAGGGCCCCAAAGGGUGAAAAAUCCAAUUGGGUAUGCCAUGAAUACAGAUUGGAAGGAAAAUUGUCACUUGAAAAUCAUCCAAGAUCAACCAAGAAUGAUUGGGUAAUCAGUAGAGUAUUUCAAAAAACAUCCGGGGGCAAAAAGGUCCAUAUAUCAGAGCUGAUGAGGCCGAGCCCGGCCCGAGAUAAGCUGCCACAGCUGACUGACAUGAAGCCUAAGCCCGACACUGGGCACGGGCCCGGCCCGACCCAUGCCCACGUGCACUGCUUCUCCAACGACGAUCUAACCUCGACUUUUUACCCGUCCUCAGCAGCCUCUCCUUUUCCAUUGCUGCAGUUCCCUGCAGUUCAACCUGGAAUCGGGCCCCGGGGCCCGGGCCCGAUCCAGGACCCGACUGUACUGACGAGCUUUGUAGCGGGUUUUGACCCGAAUAUGAAUUCGGGCCUGGAGAAAAUGAGGGAGUUGAUGAGUGUGUCGCAAGAAACGGCCAUGAGUGUGGAGACUUCAUCGGUUGUUUCGAAUCUUGAGAUGGGAAGAAAGGCAUUUGAGGAACAACAACAGGAUUUGGAGUGCAUUUGGCAUUAUUGAAUGUGUGUUGUUGAAGAUGUGUUUGCUUUUGUCAAUUGUCAGAAAAUACAAAGAAGAAAUAAGUGAUUUUGGAAAAUUUGAGAAGAAAAAUUUUAAUAUAAACUUAUAGAGGCAUAUUUUUACAUUCAUUAGAAUUGGUGUGCCACAAAGGCAACAAGUUUGUUUUGUGUGCGUAUGGAGUAUUAUUAACGACUUAAUGGUAUGUAAUAUUGGUGUAAGUGUAACUCUUGUUGUGGGUGCUAAUAAUAUAGAGAGAUAAUUCUAUGGAACCAGUGAAUGUACGGAUUCAUUUAUAAAGUCAUCCAUUUGAUGUAUUGCAGUUGACACGUUUAUCAAGUAUAUAUAUUUAUUUUAG
Molecule: messenger RNA, 1536 nt
Organism: Striga asiatica
Lineage: Eukaryota; Viridiplantae; Streptophyta; Magnoliopsida; Lamiales; Orobanchaceae
Source: the annotation of a GenBank genome assembly